AUGAAGCAGACACUGGAGAGGAAGGACAAUGAACUCACGGGAGCGCGGAAGGUGGCCCGAGAGAAGACUGAAGCCGCUGAGAGAAAGCUGGCUUCAGUCGGUAAGCUUGAGGAGGAAAAUGCCACUCUGAAGACUGUUGUUGAUGAGGUGAAAAAGGAAGCUGCACAGCUGAGGGAGGAGAAAGUUGUCUUGGUUGACAAGGUCGAACAGCUCACUCAGAAGAGGGACGAGCUGGAGGAUUACUUGAGGGCCUUGCCAAGAAGAUGUGCAUCAUGCUUGAAGAAUUUCGAGCAGCAAACUGAACGAAUUGAACCAGGCCUUGACCCCACAAAGUCGCUUGUCAAAGAUGAAGCUGCAAUGAAUGUACUGCGACUUGAGGCUCGACUCGACAACAUCUUGGGGUAUAUUGCUCGACUGAAGGCGUGGAAGAAAUCAGCUACUUGCUGUGGAGCCGACGUGGCUCUCUCACUCGUUAGAGUCCAUUGCAAGGAUGAAAAAGAAGAAAAGUUGAAGGCUCUCCAAGUUGCGAACGCGAAGAAGCUCCAGUUUGAAUCCUUCAUGGAGACCUUCAUUGAGGCAGCCACUCGCAUGGCCGAUGGCAUCAACCUGGACGCCUUCGUCGAGCCAGCGAGUCCUCCUCCUGCCGAGUGA
Molecule: messenger RNA, 651 nt
Organism: Aegilops tauschii subsp. strangulata
Lineage: Eukaryota; Viridiplantae; Streptophyta; Magnoliopsida; Poales; Poaceae
Source: RefSeq, a predicted model, not a curated record